AUGGGUUUUGGUGGUGGUUGUGUGGCGACGCCGGUGAUGGGAGUGGAGAGGAGGGAGGUUGUGGAGGCUGAGAGUGAUGGAUAUUUGGUGUUUUGUAAGAGGGGAAGAAUGGAAGCCAUGGAAGAUAGUCCCAACUGUGCUACCUAUAACACUUUAAUGAAGGGUUAUUGCCUAAAUAAUAAUGUGGACAGAGCUCUCGAUGUUUUUUCUACAAUGGCGAAUUCUGGUGUUAUGCCAAAUAGAGUUUCCUGUAACAUUUUAGUACAUGCACUUUGCAAGAAAGGACUAUCGGAGGAUGCUAGGAAGCUUCUUCAAGAAAAAUUAGAUAAAAAUUGUGACAAGGAAAGAUCAAUUUUAAUCACUUCUACAAUACUCAUGGAUGGUCACUUCAAGAACGGAGAUACGCUGCAGGCUCUCAUUUUUUGGGAUGAGAUGCUCCGAAGGGGUACCCAAAUGGAUGUUAUUUCCUAUAAUGUUAUAAUUUAUGGAUUUUGUUCGAGCCAAAACGUGACAGUUUCAUAUAGAUACUUAUCUAAAAUGUUUAAGAGUGGCCUUAUUCACGAUGUUUUCACUUACAAUACACUUAUAAGUGCGCUUUGUAAGGAAGGAAAGAUUGAUGAGGCUUGUUAUAUCUAUAGUGUUAUGUCAAGAAUAAGGGCGGCUCCUAAUCAUAUCUCAUACAAAAUGCUCAUUCAAGGCCUCUAUAUUCAGGGGCAUGUAAUCGAGGCUAAUGAGUUUCUUGUUUCUAUGUUAGAGAAUUCGAUUGUACCUGAGCCUUUCAUUGGAGUGCUAUAA
Molecule: messenger RNA, 795 nt
Organism: Camellia sinensis
Lineage: Eukaryota; Viridiplantae; Streptophyta; Magnoliopsida; Ericales; Theaceae
Source: RefSeq, a predicted model, not a curated record